AUGCUCAAUCCGCCAUGUUUAUCGUUGAUUUUUAGAUCAACUGCAAAGAUCGGUAGCAAAUUAACUAUGGUCGCAUCUGAAAAUCCAACUAAACGUCAAGUUCUCGUACCAGGUGGAGCAGGUUAUAUUGGUAGUCACUGUGUUGUUGAACUUGUAAAAGAUGGUUACCAACCGAUUGUACUAGACAAUGGUUCGAAUUCAUCACUAGAAUGUGUUAAACGGCUUGAGAAACUCACAGGAUCUAAUAUAAUUAGUUACAAAGUAGAUUGUCUCGAUCUCGAAAGUCUACGAGAUGUAUUUCGUAAACAAUCCAUCUACGCUGUUAUUAAUUGUGCAGCAUUGAAAUCUGUUGGCGAAUCGGUUCAAAAGCCAAUCUUAUACUAUAGAAACAACGUUGGUGCUCUAAUGAAUUUACUCACUUGUAUGGAAGAGUUCAAUGUGAAAAAUUUUGUCUUCUCGUCUUCCGCGACUGUUUAUGGUACACCUAAGUAUCUACCACUGGAUGAAAAACAUCCUUGCAUUGGUGAUGCAAUCGUUAAUCCCUAUGGAAAAAGCAAAUAUAUGUGUGAACAUAUCCUGAAAGACACGGCCAGUGCACGUCCAGAUUGGAAUAUUAUUAUUUUACGUUAUUUCAAUCCCGUUGGCGCUCAUGAAUCAGGUUUAAUAGGCGAAGAUCCGAUUGGCAAACCAAACAAUCUGAUGCCAUACAUUGCACAAGUAGCCAUUGGUCGACUACCAUGUCUCAAUGUCUAUGGCACAGAUUACAAUACGCCUGAUGGAACAGGUGUUCGAGACUAUUUGCAUGUAGUUGAUGUUGCUACCGGUCAUACAGCUGCUAUGAAGAAAUUAGAAGAGAGUUGUGGGUUAAAGAUAUAUAAUUUGGGCACUGGUAGAGGUUAUUCCGUCUUCGAAAUGAUCAAAGCAUUCGAAAAGGUAUCAAACAAAUCGAUUCCUACGAAACUAUGUCCACGACGUCCUGGUGAUCUUGAAUCUAUAUAUGCUGAUGCAAUGUUAGCAACGAAUGAACUUGGAUGGAGAGCAAAACGAAGUCUAGACGAAAUGUGUCAAGACUUAUGGCGAUGGCAGUCAGAUAAUCCAAAUGGAUACAACUAA
Molecule: messenger RNA, 1113 nt
Organism: Adineta ricciae
Lineage: Eukaryota; Metazoa; Rotifera; Eurotatoria; Adinetida; Adinetidae
Source: the annotation of a GenBank genome assembly